This is a messenger RNA of Trichomycterus rosablanca, 1101 nucleotides long. RefSeq names its product tumor necrosis factor receptor superfamily member 11A. Gene Ontology annotation, biological process: positive regulation of blood vessel endothelial cell migration; defense response to protozoan; positive regulation of transcription by RNA polymerase II. Gene Ontology annotation, molecular function: CD154 receptor binding; antigen binding. The transcript has 7 exons. The record is from RefSeq and is a predicted model, not a curated record. Bases 1 to 804 code for a protein of 267 amino acids. NCBI's taxonomy places the organism in Eukaryota, Metazoa, Chordata, Actinopteri, Siluriformes, Trichomycteridae. Gene Ontology annotation, cellular component: external side of plasma membrane; CD40 receptor complex.
AUGACUAAGAAAACUUGCAGUCCAGAUCAUUGUCUACACGGAGAACGCUGCUGUAAACUAUGUCCGAAAGAGCAUAAACAGCGAGAGUUAAAGCAGUGUGAAGCCCACAGUGAUAGAAGGUGUGGGUGUGAUAAGGGAUACUACAGUGAGACCAGCCAUGCACUACACUGCAAAAAAGUUACAAACUGCCCACCAGGACAUGGAGUGUCUGUUCUACCCACUGGCACUUCAGACAUCGUAUGCACCAAGUGUCCACCUGGAACCUUCAACAACGUGAGUGAUUUUACUACGCCCUGCCGUAAUCACAACAGAUGUGAGGUGUUGGGUCGGUAUUUAGUAGCUCCUGGAACAGCAGAAACAGAUGCCGUGUGUGGAAAUUUUACAACUCCGCCCCCAUGUACUGGCACUGAUGAUUACGGCUCCUGUCCAACUGGCUGCCAUUGGAUGAUUCCCACUAGCUUGUGGGCAUGUUUAAUCCUGACCAUCAUCCUCGCUGCUGGGAUUUGUUACUGCAGAUCUAAGCGCAGAAGAAAAACAGCAGUUAUAACAUCUGUAGAUGAGGAGAUCUUCAAUUUGCCGGUUCUUCCUCCAGACAUCCUUAAAUAUCCGAGAAGUCCUGAGCCACACACAACUACACACAAAGAUGAAUUUUGUUCAGAUGGAGACGGACAUCUGCAGUGUGAUGGUGUUGAAUCGCUGAUGAUUUUGCAGAACUUCAGCCACUUCUCAGGUCCAGAGACAUUCCUCACCAGCCCCUCCAUAAUUAAAUCAGAACCAGAGGAGGAUGAGUGGCCUGGAGCCUAAUAUACAAUGCUUCACCUUUUUAUCUUCAUCAGGUUCACCUGCUUCUGCUGCGUGGUGGUUGUUUGAUGUUGAAGUGAAUCAGAGUUUUAUAAUUUUUCGUCUGCCACAUUGGGAUUUAUUAAAUUCUUUCAGAUGUCACAAAGCAAAACAUUUGUUCUAUUAGCCACGGACACCCAGUAACUAAAAUAUUAGCAUAUAAUAUUUAUAUAAAUUUUAUUUGUGAAUCUUAAAACAUGCAAUUUUUUUCUAAGAUUUCAUUCAUCGUUUGAAUUGUGUAAAUAUUCAAAGUGUUCAGAA